UGUGGGUAUUGUAUUUCCUCAUAUUUUGACAGGCCGUUGGUGAUAUUCCGAUGUUGCAAGUUCUACUAUGGAUUCUUCUAAACCUCUCGGCUCCCUUUCUGUGGACCAUGGCCAAUUAGAAUGCACAUUUUUACCUUGUUUGUGCGUUUUCUCCCCUAUUACACAAAUCAGGCCGACUUGCUUAUUUAUUUAUUUAUUUAUUUGUAAUUACAUUUCAUAGAUCCAGUUGUUACACAGUAGGGCUGGAUAUAAAAUUUGUCACAUACAAAGCCUUACAUAAAAGAUCACAUGCAAUAAAUAUAAAUAUACAAUAUUAAAUAUAACAUAUUAUAAAAUUUAAGAUAUAACAUAUUAAAAUAUAUAUGAGGUAAAUUGAGCCACAUGCAAAGAGCACAGAUUGUCAGUCGUGAGAGCCGAAGUAUGGUGAACUGGUUGAAAUUGCAGGGUAUGCAAAUGCAUAGUGAAUACAAGUUUGUGGCACCAGUAUUAAAAAUUGUAGAGUAGGUUUUCUGUGCAUUCUGGUAGCCAGCUAUUGAUGUUCUGGAAGCAAGAGGUUCACUCAAAAUGGGUGGAACAAGCUGCCUUCAAAACUUCAGCAAAUCUGUUAGACUACACAACGUGAAAUAAGACAGAAUGCCAAGAAUUCUGCUACAGAGAGCUGAAGAAAUAUUUCCUGCUCGGAGAGUAAUAAUGAACUAUAUAAAUUCAGAGAAGGUUUUAAUGGGUCCAUAUGGUGAGAUAUACCCAGCAAGUCAUGAUGUAAACCAGUCCAUGAAUAUAAAAGCGGAGGAAGUCUCAGACUCACAAGAGGAAGUGGAUCCUCUGGAAAUAACAAUUCAGGAGAUAAAGGCUGAACCUGAGGACUGUACAAAUUCAGAGAACAUUUUAGUGGCUCCAUAUGUUGAGAUAUACCCAACACCAGAUAAUGCAAAUCAUGCUGUGUAUAUGAAAGCUGAAGCACUCUCAUAUGCAGAAGAGGAAGAGGAUCCUGUUGCAAUAACAUUUCCAGAACUAAAGGCUGAACCUGAGGAUAAUUUGAAUGAACUUCAACCUGUACAUGGUGAGGAGCAACGAUAUCCCUGUGAUGAAUGUGGUCAUUCAUUCAGUGAAGAGCAAAUUCUGAUUGCACAUCGAUGCAUACAUAGUGGGGAGCGGCCAUUUUGUUGCACCCUGUGUAAUAAGUCAUUCAGGCUUAAGAGAAUCCUGAAGUCACAUCAGCACAUACAUAGUGGGCAGCGGCCAUUUUGUUGCACCCUGUGUAAUAAGUCAUUCAGCCGUAAGAGUAAUCUGAAGUCACAUCAGCGCCUACAUAGUGGGGAGAAGCCAUUUUGCUGUAAUAUAUGUAAUAAGUCAUUCAGUGUGCAGAGUAGACUGAAGACUCAUCAGCGCAUACAUAGUGGGGAGAAGCCAUUUUGCUGUGAUGUAUGUAAUAAGUCA
Cryptotermes secundus is the source of this 1437-nucleotide messenger RNA. RefSeq names its product gastrula zinc finger protein XlCGF7.1-like. The record is from RefSeq and is a predicted model, not a curated record. Gene Ontology annotation, biological process: regulation of transcription by RNA polymerase II. The transcript is spliced from 5 exons. NCBI's taxonomy places the organism in Eukaryota, Metazoa, Arthropoda, Insecta, Blattodea, Kalotermitidae. Gene Ontology annotation, molecular function: DNA-binding transcription factor activity; RNA polymerase II cis-regulatory region sequence-specific DNA binding. The annotation marks the transcript as partial.